Diuraphis noxia (Russian wheat aphid) is the source of this 722-nucleotide messenger RNA. RefSeq names its product ATPase phospholipid transporting 8B (gene ATP8B). Gene Ontology annotation, biological process: Golgi organization; phospholipid translocation. The record is from RefSeq and is a predicted model, not a curated record. NCBI's taxonomy places the organism in Eukaryota, Metazoa, Arthropoda, Insecta, Hemiptera, Aphididae. Gene Ontology annotation, cellular component: trans-Golgi network; plasma membrane. Gene Ontology annotation, molecular function: ATPase-coupled intramembrane lipid carrier activity; ATP binding; ATP hydrolysis activity.
AUGUCUUAUCUGUCGUCCAGUGAAACCAACCUCAAAUGUCGGCAGUGUUUGGCCGAAGUGGCGGAUCUUGCACACGAAGUGACGGACUUUGACGGCUUCAUUCGGUGCGAAACUCCAAACAAUUUGCUCAAUAAAUUUCACGGCGUUUUACAGUGGAAUAAAAAAGAAUUGAUUUUAAACAAUGAUCAUAUCAUCCUAAGAGGCUGUGUACUAAGAAACACGGAAUGGUGUUACGGUAUGGUGAUUUUCGCCGGGAGGGACACGAAACUCAUGCAAAAUUCAGGAAAAUCGAAAUUCAAGCGAACCAAUAUCGAUCGGCUGCUCAACUUUCUCAUUAUCGGGAUCGUAUUGUUCCUUUUUUUACUCUGCCUGUCUUGUAUGAUCGGAUCUGCCAUYUGGGAAUUCAAAACAGGUUGGUAUUUCCAGACGUAUUUACCUUGGGACUCACUGGUACCGCCCGACAGGAUAGCCGGAUCAAUUACCAUUGGGACGUUGGUGUUUUUUUCGUACGCCAUCGUUCUCAACACAUUAGUGCCAAUUUCUUUGUAUGUAAGCGUCGAAGUAGUGCGCUUCGUGCAGAGCUUUUUUAUAAACUGGGAUGAAAAAAUGUAUGAUAAACAGUCUGGUACCGCAGCUAAAGCUAGGACUACGUCACUGAACGAAGAACUCGGGCAGAUUCAGUAUAUAUUUUCAGACAAGACUGGUACCAUGACCAAGGUGAA